GUCUGUCAGAAUGGUGGCAUUUUAUUACUAAAGUUUUUAUAUAAAUAAAAUUUUGUAAAUAAUCAAUAUAAACAGCAUAUACCUAAUAUUUAUUUUUAGCGUGUUUUGUUUGGAAGCGCAUUUAUGAAAUAUGUAUUAGAAGAUGGAGGAAAAAACUGGAAAAAGUUGGAUAUUUUUAAUGUGUUAGGAUUUUAUAACUCAAUAAUAAUUGUUUUAAUUAGAUCUCCGUUAUCUAAUUUGAAGUAUUACUCACACUGUAUUUCAAAAUGAAUUAUCAGAUGGAUAAUGUCAACUAAAAAAAAUGGAGGAUGGAGUUGUGAAUUCUGAGGUAAAAUUUGAAAAUAUGGGUGCAACUACUAAUCCAAACACUGCCCGACUUGCAACUUUGCAAGAAAGGAAAAAGCAAAUAGAAGAAACACUUUCCAAACGAAAUCUUGAACUAAGACAAUUAUGUAUUCAAGAAGCAGAAUUGACAGGCAUUACGCCUCCAGAAAUGCCUCUAGAGGCAGGGGAGACUUUACCCCCUAUCAGGAGAAGAGUAGGAACAACUUAUCAGUUGAAUGAAAAUCUACUCAAAAAUACAAAUAAGGAUGAGUUAAUAGCUCAACUGGAAUUAGAAAUACAGCUACAAACAAAUCUGGCUGAAGCUGCUCUUGGAUUGGCUAAUGAGCAUAAUAUGAGCAAGACUCUAAAACGCAGUCAUAGAGCUGAGUAUCAGAAACAUAAAGCUGAGUGCAUAGCAUUAAGGGAAAAAUUGGCAGCAUUAUUGAAAGAAAAAACUGCUGCAGACCAGGUUAAGCUGAAGAAAAAACCAAGAGUAUCAGAGUUUCAAGAUGAUACUGUUUCUAUAGCGACUACCAAUGAAGCAGUUUUAAGACAGUCAGAAAGUCAUCACACUCAGUUAUCUUCUAAACACAGUUUAAAUAUACCAAGCCCUGUAGAACAAUACCCAGAUGUACGAUACUCACUCAGCAUAUCUAGAAAUCCUUAUAGAAAUUCAGAAACUUCUUUUUAUCAUUAUUCUAAACCAGAUGAUGUUGUUACUUCUGGCAUUUAUAGAUUAAGUUUAAAUGGUUAUAGAGAAUAUCUGGAGCGGCAGCAUGAAAGUGUUGGUGCAGUUCAUGGCUCUCCGCACAAUUAUUAUCCUAACCAAAAUUUGACUUAUAGUUAUGCUCACAGUUCAAGUAACCAGUCAAUCCUCUUGGGUCAACAUUUUUCUCAACACAGCCCUCAAGUGCCCCAGCACGUUUCCCAAAAUAAUUUCCAUAUGUCACAGCAUAGUCCUUUAUCUCAACACAGCCCGCAAAUGCAGUCUCAUAGUCCACAGUUAUCUCAAAGUCCAGUUUCCCAGCAUAGCGUUUUACAUCAAAGAAGCUCUCAGAAUAUCAAUAACAAUUACCCAAUAAGAAUCCAUCAAGAUUAUAACAAUAAAGUGUCUAUGUCGAACAGUGCUGCAAUGCAUAGGCAGUCUAGCCCCACAACAAGUAAUUUUGUACCUCAAAAAGUGUAUUAUCCAUCUCAUACCAUACAUGGCGAUCCAAGUUAUAGAUACACCAUUGAUGGUGGAUUCAGAAAUCCUCAUCAAAUUCAGCCUCACCAGCAAUAUGAACAUAACGGUAUGGCUACCGGCUUAGGUGGCUAUUGGAAACAGUCAGACAGUGGGGAAAUGUUUUGGUGUUACUCAAAUACUGUUGAUAGCAAUUGGCAAAGAGAUCGAAGAUUCGGGAGUUUGGAUAGAAGAAAAAAUAAAAGAAUCCACAAAAGAGUGUCUCCAAUUGAAGAUAAGUCGAUCCCAGUACCUUCAUUGCCAAAUCACAAUGAUGAUCAAAUCAAAACUGCUUUUAUCAAACCCUCACUGGUAACAAAUAGAAAAUCCCAAGACCAUAGACAGUUGGUUAGAACCCAAUCUUUGGGUAGUGUUGGGCAAACUAUAGACAGUGUCUAUCCAAGUGAUGAUACCUCAUCCUGUGAAAGUGAUAAUCGAAGUCUCAAGGCAAUCAAAAAACAAAAAGAAAAAGAAUGGUUGGAAACAUCCUUAGAUGGCCCAAUUUCCCCGGCACAUUCAAUAAUUUCUCAUUCCCAAUCGAUAAUUUCAUCUGUGUUAGCACCAGAAGAAAAAUAUUUAGUCCAUCAUUCCUCACCUCCUCCUCUGCCACCGCCAUAUGAGACCCCACAAAUUCCGCCACCCUUAACUCCUAAGCCAGUUUUAGAAAUUCCAGCUGAAUCCAAUCCUUCUCCAAGGAUAGCUGAGCAGCCUAAUGUUGAAUUGUUGAAUAAUAACAUGCCUAAAAAUUGCACUGUGGUACAAGCUGGUGUCUGUAAACCUUAUCAUGAAGAAACCAAACCCUUUGAGAUGUCUGAUUUUUAUAAAUAUUCAACAAAAUUUAAACGUUCUCCAGCGAAAGCUGAGAGCAAAAGUGUGCAGCACAAUCAAUCGCAGGCUUGCAAAAACCUAAAUGAGAGCUUUGAAGAUGUGGGUUUGAAAAGUCCAUAUCACUCGCCGCAUCACAUCAAAGUCCAACACUACACACACGCGAACACUAGCGGAGACAGUUCAGGUAAUUUAAAUAACAGCCUGGAUUUAAGUCAGAUCGCGGUAUCAGAGCAUUUUUCUGCUGAAAUGAAUGCUUGGUAUAAUGAUCGGGAUCAGCAUCUUGAUAAUAAUAAUUCCAAUUCAUCAAAAAGUAGGUCUAGUGCCACUUUAGUUUAAUUAAAAUGGUUUUUAAAGUGUAGGUAAAAUGGUUUUUAAAUUUUUCUAAAGAAAAUCAUUUAUUUAAUUAUUACAGUACAAUGCAAUAAAAGUGUACAUAUGUUUUAUGUGGUAUGUAGGUGUGUAUAAAUGGAUUGUUAAAACUGUUAAAUUUGGAAACAUUUUUAAGUGAAAUGAGGUUAUCAUGCAAUGAUAUUAGUCGUGUGGUUAGAAUAUAUGAUGUUUCCACUUCAACUGUUGAUAUAUUUUUAUAAGUAUUGUCUUUAAUAUUAAUUAAAAACCAUACAUUCAGAUAUUUAUAUUUUGAUAUAUUAUCUCAUGGUAGAAGUCACAAACAUCUGUUUUUUAUUCACAUUUGAGAAUUUGCUUCUACACCCUUUGAGAAAUGAAAUUCUAUAUAUGCUUCAACCCUUGUAGUCUUGGUAAAAUAACAGGGGCCUAUUCAGAAGGAGUAAGUUAAAAUUGACAAACAAAAAGGGGUGAAAAAUAUUUUGUGAAUCACUUGUGUGUGUUAAUUUUAAAUUUCUCCCAUUUUCUACAAUUAAAAGGAUCUCACAAUGUACUUGGCACUUUGACCUGUAGUUUGCCAUUAUACUGUAUAAUAAAUAUGAAUUUUAUAGAGUUUAUAGAAAAGUAGUUCAAAUGUACUGUUGGGGACCAUAUCAGUUAGCAAUCAAUAAUGAAAGGUAUUAUGGUUGAUCCAUAGAAUUAGAAUAAAAAUGUGAUUUUUGUUGUUGAAAUUAAAUAUGUAGUUAACUGAUUAUUGAUUUUUGCAGCGAUCAAGGUAUUUUUAGUAUUUAUCACUAUUAUCACGUCCGUGUGGACAUGAAAAUUGACCAUUCCUUUAAGUACUGCAAAGCACUUAGUGCCUUUCUAAUACUGCGGGAUAAGAGAAACGGUUGCUUGUAAUGAUUUUUAGCAAUAUUUAUUGGAUUCUUGGACUGAACCAAAGGAACUGUUUUCAGCAGUUUUGUACUACUCGUUUUUUAUAUAUUUAAAUAAAAUGUGUUCUUUAUCUGGUAAUUUCACUAGUACCUCCAAAUAAAAACUUA
Molecule: messenger RNA, 3762 nt
Organism: Cylas formicarius (sweet potato weevil)
Lineage: Eukaryota; Metazoa; Arthropoda; Insecta; Coleoptera; Brentidae
Exons: 9
Coding region: 302-2710 (802 amino acids)
Biological process (GO): establishment of epithelial cell polarity
Source: RefSeq, a predicted model, not a curated record